GUUUUUGAAUUUUGAUCAGUUGUCAAUGCCAUUGUCAAACCUCAAAAAUGGCUGAGGCUUGUCAGAUAGCUCGAAAACAAGAUUUGCCUCCUCCGGGAGGCUAUAAGCCUAUUCCCUUUAAAAGGCUGCCAGCGAAGCAAUACUUUAGUGGGUAUGCUAUGUUUGCUGGCUAUGCUGGUAUGACCCUUGUAUCAAUAUAUUUGUACAAUUUGACCUGUAAAAAAAUCACUAAAAAUGAAAUUGAGAUGCGCUCUGCCAAAAUGGCCAUUUACCCUAUGUUGUUGGCUGAAAGAGACAGGGAAUACUUGAAACAGCUACGCAGAAACCGCGACGCGGAAGCAGAACUAAUGCGUGAUGUGCCUGGAUGGGAGGUUGGUACUUAUUAUGGUGAGCGUGUAUAUAAGCUGCUGCCACCAGAUGCUCUAGUUGAGCCCAUCUUCCAUGAAUACUAUGCACACAGCUCUCCAACUGAAUGGUUCAAGAGGGCUUACAUCAAAUUGCAGUCUUAAGUGCCUGUUUUGAAAUAUUCAUAAACUGAAUUUUGAAUAAGUCAGUCAUUUAAAGUUAUCUAAUAAGCACUUGAAGAAGUUGUAUUGAUGUGUUCCAUUGCAUUGUUAUGACUGACUUAAAUACAUAAAAGGUAACUUUAGUUGAAAUAGAUGUUGAACACAGUUUGAUAUUCAAAUAUGGAACAAAAAUGGAAAAUGUAGUUGCUUAAUAAAGGCUUAUUUAUUAGUGA
Messenger RNA from Vanessa atalanta (red admiral), 739 nucleotides. It is a transcript of the gene ND-B16.6, whose product is annotated as NADH dehydrogenase [ubiquinone] 1 alpha subcomplex subunit 13. NCBI's taxonomy places the organism in Eukaryota, Metazoa, Arthropoda, Insecta, Lepidoptera, Nymphalidae. The record is from RefSeq and is a predicted model, not a curated record. The transcript is spliced from 3 exons. Bases 48 to 509 code for a protein of 153 amino acids.